Molecule: messenger RNA, 504 nt
Organism: Ruditapes philippinarum (Manila clam)
Lineage: Eukaryota; Metazoa; Mollusca; Bivalvia; Venerida; Veneridae
Exons: 4
Coding region: 106-471 (121 amino acids)
Source: RefSeq, a predicted model, not a curated record
UUUACCACACAAUAUAUACAUAUAUAUUACAUACAUGUGACAAACAUAUUUUGUUCUGUUCAAGUUUUUGAAUUAUAAAUCUAGGUAAUUAAUUAUAUUGACAAAAUGAUGACGAUAUUAUUCUCCAUCCUGCUUGUGAUUGCAACAGCUCAAUUAACCGAAACUGCAACAACAAUGAUGCCGAUGAUGACAACCCAUCCAGAGAAAACUGAGUACGAGUCCUUCCAGUUUCAAUUUGACGGUACAACUGGAAUGCUGGCUGUACGGUCGAUGCAUAACUGUUACAUAUGGCAGCUUACAGACAAAGAGCAUCAACAAGUUCAUACUGACGAUGGAAUUAGAAAUAUUGAGUUACGUGUCUUAAAGGAGAUCGACAACGCUUAUUAUACCGUUGUACCAAAAGGAAUAUUACAUCCCGCUAUACUGAAUGCCUGUACUAGAUAUUCAUCUCAUUUUUAUCUUGUUCAUUAAAUAUUAAUUACAAUUAAGAUAAGCAUGAAUACA